Messenger RNA from Annulohypoxylon maeteangense, 971 nucleotides. RefSeq lists its product as uncharacterized. Lineage: Eukaryota; Fungi; Ascomycota; Sordariomycetes; Xylariales; Hypoxylaceae. The transcript has a single exon. The record is from RefSeq and is a predicted model, not a curated record. The coding region runs from base 96 to 971 and encodes 291 amino acids.
CAUAGGUAAAUUUUGUUUCUUCGACUUUAUUCGGCUAUGCGACAUAUCCUGGACGAACGACGUUGUUGAGGCAUAAGUCAUCUUUAGACUCCAAAAUGGCAAUGGCACUUGAUCCAGAGGCGCCCCCAGACGCAUGGCUUAGCGAUCUAGCAUACCAUUUAAGCUGGGAACUAUGGAUGUUGGAUCACCAUGACGCGUCGACAACGGAGUUAUCGCAAAUCUUCGGAAGUGAUGGAGUUCCCGACGUGCCACCGCAACAGAUUGCACAAGAAGCUAAGAAGAAGCUUUCCGUGCUGAGAAUGGAAAUGCAGAAAAAUGGAGGCAAAAUCGAUGAAAGCGAUCCCGAUUUUAAAAAGGCCGAAGCCGAAUGCAAAAAAGAAGAAGAUAAAAAAGAGUUUAAAGACACGAAUACAUGGUGGAACCAGUUCUUCAGGCAAAAAAGAAAUGACACGGUUGCUGUGGCAUUAUGCAACGAGGAAAUAUUGAUUGCCGCCAACGUCAAGGCAGGCAAUCAUAGAUACAUAAAGAAAGGCGGUAGAGGAAAGCAUCGUGUCGGGCCGUAUGGGUUUCAUGAUGGGCGUUUCAUCAAUACGAUACAAAGUGCAUGCAAAGCCUUCAAACAGAUAGGCAAUAGGAAGAUCUAUUUGCUCACACCAACGGAGGAGCCGCCGGACAUGUACGAAAAUAUGAAGCGACACGCGGAAAUGCAAAUCUACCGGUAUCGGCACGAAUUCCCAGAAUCUAUUAAAGCUAUUGGAGUAUCUAAGUUGGCUUGCCGAAAGUGCAGGAUGGUCAUGGACAAUAACGGUAUCAGAUACGUUGACAGGGCAUUCGACUUCCUUGCACACCCCAUUCCGCCAGAAGAAGUGGAAAUCACACUCAGAGACGCCAGAAUCACCAAUUGGUUGGACCCGUUUGAUCCGGAAUUUGGGGAUGUAGUAGCAGAGCAGCUAGGUCACAGGUCGAGAUAA